This is a messenger RNA of Limulus polyphemus (Atlantic horseshoe crab), 6576 nucleotides long. Its product is annotated as calcineurin-binding protein cabin-1-like. Gene Ontology annotation, biological process: chromatin organization. The coding region runs from base 100 to 6441 and encodes 2113 amino acids. Gene Ontology annotation, cellular component: nucleus. NCBI's taxonomy places the organism in Eukaryota, Metazoa, Arthropoda, Merostomata, Xiphosura, Limulidae. The transcript has 42 exons. Gene Ontology annotation, molecular function: nucleosome binding; protein binding. The record is from RefSeq and is a predicted model, not a curated record.
CUGUAAUACUAAUAAUAAUAAAUAAAGCAGUAGUUUUUAUGAGAUACAAAGAAAAGGUGGAAGGGGUUAAUGGUGGGCUUGAUGUACGGAUAGGAUCCAAUGAUAAAGUUCAGUGCUCUGAAUGAAGGCUUUGAUUCAGAUUCAGAAAAUGAAGAGCCAGAAGAUCUGGUCACCAAAGAAGUCCAGGAAGAAGAAGCUCAUAAAUUGUACAACAAAGCCCUAGAAUUACAGACACAAGGACAUUUCUCAGAAGCUGAGGCAACUUUUAAAGAGCUUCUUCAGUCUCAGUUACUUUCCCAAGUAGUUCCAAAACCAGAUGAAGAUACACCUCUUACACCAGGCUUGACUCUUAAGUAUCUUGCUUACAAAAACCUUGGUAGUAUAGCAGCUGAGAAAGGGAAUUUUUAUGAUGCAGUAGAUUCUUAUCUUGAGGCUGUCAGUAUAGAUGCUACAGAUGUCACAUUGUGGUACCGAAUUGGGCAUGGAGCAUUAAAACUACAUAAGUAUGCUCUGGCAAGACUUGCUUUUGAAGAGGGUUUAAAGUGUAGCUCCGGUCACUGGCCUUGUCUGGACAAUCUUAUUACUGUUUUGUAUGCUCUAAAUGAAUAUGCAAGUUGUCUGUAUUACAUUUCCGUAUCUCUGGAAAAGGAAUGUUACUACUUAAAGGGUUUGGUAUUCCGAAAAGAGAUACUACAAGAAGAUCCAAGCUUAAAUGAAUACUGUGGAAGCUUCUUCAAAAACUGCAACCCAUCAAUUUACACAGCAUCGUAUGAUAAAGAAGAAGGGAAAAAAUUGAUUGAAGAAGCUCUUGCAUUAAGAGCUAAGAAACAGGAGAUAUCCAGACCUCCUCCUUUGCCUCUUGUAAAUUUUCUCCAACCACUCACAGAUUUCAGCUGGAAGUCAUUAGGAGAGAGCUUACUUGCAAUGUAUGAUCAUAUAGCCAGCAGUGAUCCUCCAAUUUCAUAUGGAUGUAGAGUAGAUCUUACAAAAUACACACAGAUACCACAGACAAGUCCAUCUGUUCUUGAGGUUUCAGAAACUCUGGUUACUAGUUCAGUAAUUCCUUCACCUGUAACCACAGUAACAUUACCCCAACAAAGUCAACAGCAUUUGGUUCUGACUCCCAUAUCUAAGGAAAAUCUUUUGUAUUCCACUCCUUUAGAUACCAAGCUUGUCAUUGUUGAUCCACAGAUUCCUCAAGAAUAUGACUCACCUGCAAUGUUGACAGAGUCGGGACAUCUUCUCAUGCCCGAUGUUGGCUAUCACAGCUUACUACAAACAUCACAGGUUCAGGACCUAGAUACCAGUUGCUUCUACUCUGUAACCACCACUAGCUCUCGUCGUGGAGCCAAACGGAAGCGUCUUUCUUGUGAAAGUUAUGAAGUUGGUAGUAAAAGACGAUCAGCUAGAGUUCGCAACACUACGAACAAACCACAGGAUCAUGUAAAUUAUCAGGAGCUGAUACAAAAGUUUUUACCAACUCGAUUAAUGGGAGACAAAAGGGAAGAAUUCAGGGAAGAGGAAGGAGGUGUAAUAUAUACUGAAGAUGGGCGAGGAGGGGACCACACCUAUGGUCAGUGUGAAAAUACAGAUUCUCGUGAUGAAAAGAAAACAUUGAAACCCACCAACUCACUCUGUUUUGGAGAGAAAGAAGAUGUAAAAAACUUUUUCAUUGAACACCAAAAUAAUGGUGGAAUACUGGACCUGCUUUAUUGCUACUUAAAACACGUGAGCCAAAAAAAUAAUGUCAAAUGGCCUAGUGGACUCACAGAUGUUUAUAUGGCAGUCUAUGUAAGAAAUAGAAAACACUUCACACUUCCAUCAUUAUUUUGUCAGGAUAUCGACAGUGAAGUUUUCAAAAAUAGAGGAAUGACAAUAUUAGUAAACUGUGAGCUGAAAGUAGACAAGUGGCAGACAUCGACUGGGCGUUCUAAUGGCACUUGUAUAUCUCCAACAGUCUCACCACGAGGUAGGACUACAGGAACUCAGCUUGGUCCAGAUUUUCCUGGUAAACACUUCAUUUCUGACUUAGAGUUUUUGGUACAUUUGAUCGUACGACAGGAAGUCUGGGGAGCCAGCUGGAAAGAAUUUGCAUUACGAGUUCUGUGGCUGAAAUCCAAGUAUCAUACUUUGAAUGGUGAAGCAGACAUGGCAGCAUCAUGUUUGGAAAGGAUAUUAACUCUGUUGUGCAAAGAGAAUAAAUCAGAAUCAUUCCAGAAGGUUGAUCUAGUGAACUGCUUCAGUGGCAACAUUAUCACCAUUGAAUAUGUACAAGAACUUCUGGAGUCUCUUCAGAGGUAUCAGUCAUUAGAAGAAGUUCAAAAGCUAUUUGAACAAGGUGACUAUGAAGCUGUUGUAAGUCUACUCAUUCCCACUUUUAAACAACCCUCAACUAAAAGUAAGGUAUCUGGAGAAAGCAACAUCCCUGAGCGACAUGCCCAGUUAUUACUUCUUCAGGACUCUUUAUGGAAGCUAGAAAGUUAUCAGGUGUGUUUGAAGUGGGGUGAAGUAGCAUUCAAUGAGGCUCUCCAUCAGUACAUGAAUGCCAGUACCACAUCAGAUAGGAGUGAUUGGGCCAAUACAAUGGCCAACCUUCUACAAGGCUUGGAAAAGUGCAUUGGUAAAGAUAAAAAGUUAGUGGACCAAAUGGGAGAUGUCAAGCUAGUUCGAUUUACGCAGAACUUAAUCCAGGUGAUAUGUUUACAAAUGGAUUCAUCAGAUUAUUACACUGAAACCAGCAUCCAGACAAUCCUUCCUUGGGUUCUUCUGUACCGACUGAUAGAAAAUGAGGAAUGCAAAACUCAAGAGGAAAUUGAUAAAAAGUGUACCAUUAACCAGCCAGAAGUUUUUGGUCAGGAAGAUGAAACUAGUAAAAAGAAACUUGACAACCAAGACAGUGAUCUAAUAGUGACUAAUCAGCCAGUAAUUGAGAGCCAGAAAUCUGUAAUUGAAUCACAUAUUCAACAUAUGGAUGUAGAUCAGAAUCUUGAAACUGGAUCAGCUAAUCUGUCUCUUAUUGAUAGCCAGAAUCUUGAUAUGCACUCAACAGAUCAAUCAUUGGAUAGCGUCAUAAAGUUGGAACCAAUCAGCAAAUCAGUUACCAGUGAGAGGAAGGAGGAGAUGCAGUCCUCUGAGCAAGGUGUUAUUGACAGUCUUAAAAAUGCCCAAAAUUCAAGAUGUAAAUCAGGAGUUGAUAAUUUCCUUUCAAACAACCCAAUUAUAAUUGAAAAUCAAAAGAAUGACACAGUUUCUUCCACUCAGUUAUUAAUUGAUAACCAAAAUUAUGACUCAAAAUCAACUGAAGUAUUGGCUUUCUGUCAUAAUAAUAUUCAUGAAUCAACCCAAGAGCAAGUAAUUGAACAGCAGAAGGAAAACAUAACGUUACAUGCUCAAAGGGACAUCAAAUCAGUAACAAAUCAAGCAGUUGAGGAUAAUCAGAAAGAACACAGUGAAACAAAUAUUCUUGAUAAAAACCAGAUUUCAAGUGUUUUUCCAAAGGAAUCAGAGAUGCCACACGGUAUUUCUUCCUCCCUUAUGUUCCUCCUAACAGCCCAUGAAUGUCUAGGAAAUCGAUCAUGGUGUUGUGCCUCUGAUGGAGCACUACUGCUAUUGUGUGUUGAUGUUGCUCUAGAAGAAUUGAAGAAAUCCCCAUCACCCCACCCUCACAAAGAAGAUUUAGAGAUGGCUGUUGAACAGUGUUUUUAUUGUUUGUAUGCACAUCCAAGUAAACGAACCAAGGCCAAACAUCUACAGGAACACAAUGCUCCUCAGAUUAUACUAACAUGGGAAAGAGCAGUACAGCUAUUUGACCAUUUUAAACCAUCAGUUCUGCCAGAGUUUGACAGUUACAAGAGUAGCACUAUUUCUGCUGAGUGUGAAAUCCUGUUAAGAAGAAUCUCAACUCUAGUUCCACCACAAGAAGAUCCCUCAAAUAACGUUGACAAAGUGGUGGCAUAUAUAGAAGGUGGUACAGAUCGUUAUCCCUCCUUCCACACAGAUAAACCACUUGGUGUUGUCAAGGAGAUCUACUACUUGCUUGGAGAUUACUAUUUCAAAAACAAGGAGUUUGGGAAAGCCAUAAGAUUUUAUAUUUUGGACAUCUGUGUGAACUCAGAUCGGAUCGACUCAUGGGCAGGGAUGGCACUAGCAAGGAGUUCACAGCUAGAACAGAAACUUAACUCUUGUGAGCUCAAAAGUGAAGCCACCUUCUACAGGAAAGCAUCAUCGGCAUUACGUUGCUUUAAACGAGCAGUAGAGUUAGACACCACUAAUACAGCCAUCUGGGUUGAAUAUGGCUCACUGGCUUAUAUGCUUCAUUCUCAUGCUUCUCGCCAACUUAAGCAGCAGCAGCACUUUCCAUUUAGUGAUGAUAUUGUGGAGCUCCUGCAAACUAAACAGAGGGAAAUGUUAGAUACUGCAUUUAAGUGUUUUAAGGCCGCCAGCAAGUGUGGAGAUGAAAGAGGUUGGGUGGAUGAAGCUUGGCUACACCAUUACAUGCUGGGGAAAAUCAGUGAGAAGAGGAGGGAGCACCCAAAAAUUGCUCUUGAACACUAUAAAAUGGCUGCCUCGUAUCUGCACAGAGAUGGAGCAUGCUAUCCAAAGAAGAUUCACUAUCACAGCCCUAAAGAACUUUCAAUUGAAUCAUUAGAGGUUUAUUAUCGGACUCAUGGAGUGGUUCUGAAGUAUCUGUUACAGAAUGAAGGAAAACUCAUUUCGUCAGAUGAUGUUUCUAUUUUACAAAACCACAUAAAAUUUUCAGAAGAAAGUCCAUUUGCUAACUAUCAAGAAAAACGUGAUAUUGAUAGAGAAAAUCGAUACUUUUCACCAAGUUCAUCAGAAGCAGAAGACUAUACUGUACCAUCUGUGAUAAAGAAGAAGGUAAAAAAAGCAGCAGCCAUGGAUCAUGAUUACAUCCAACAACAGUCGAAGGUUGAUACAGCUAGUCAGAGAGGGUAUCGCAACUCUUUAGAUUCCUCUUCUGAGUCACAGGACUCUGCAGCUGUUAAAGAUAUACUAAAUUCUUUGAUAGCUGUUGUGUGUGAGAGAUGUCCAUCACAGGUGACUGAAGCUACCAGGGUUGUUGGUGAUCAGCGGGUCAAGAAAACUUUUUCUAUAUCAGAAUCAGAAAAACCACAGAGACUUGUUGAUGAAAAAAUUCAGGUUGAAGAUGGAGAAAUGGGGACUGUUGUUAAUGACAAAAUGAAUUAUACGGAAAAAGAUGUUACAAUAAAGGACAUGAGUGAAGUUGCUACUUCUAGUGGGGAAAAUGGUCAAACCUAUUCCGAAAAUCGAACAAAGAGCAGAGAAAGUUUGGAAGAAAUUCUACAUGAUUUAACAGCCAAAUGUAUAAACUCUCUUGGGGAUUGUCUUCAGCGGUUCUCACAGCAUUACAAGUCACUCUACAGACUAGCCCACUUUUAUUGUACAUCUAGUAAGUAUAAGAACAUUCAGUGGAGCCAAGAUGUUCUCCUUGGAACAAACACUCCGUGGCAAACUCUGCCAUACAUGCCAAGUCCUGGUUUAUUUGCAGAACGGAAGAAUACAAACUUUUUCAAUGGCAUAUGGAGAAUUCCCAGUGAUGAGAUUGAUCGUCCUGGUAGCUUUGCUUCUCACAUGUAUCGUUCUGUGAGUCUUUUGCUGGACAUAUUGAAAGAACAGACUGAUUCAGCCAAACUCUUGCAUGUUGCUUUGCAGUUAAGUCGCACUCCUGACAUGGGCAAAAAAUACCUCCGAGACAUUGAUCGUAUAUACUUAUCAAGAAAAGCAGCAGACUACCAUCUAAAUGUCCACAGGGAUGAACUGAACAAUUUGCUACAAGAAUCUCCUCCUCCUGAAGAAUGGAGGCUGACUAACUGUCUGUUGGACAUAUUUCGAAGCUGGCAAACUUGUCAGAAGGCAGGCAUGCUCACUGAAGAGGCUGAUGAACUGUUAGAAGAAGCCUACACCAUGUACAAUUUAGGAGAGGUGGAUACUUCACCUCCUGUACUGCAACAAGCUAUUCAGUUUUGUCAAACUCAGAUGUACAAACAGACACAGUGUAGUCAAGAUGGUCAUCGUAGCAAUUCUGCUUCAAAAUUUCAACAGUCCACUGAAUGGACACAAGAAGCCAUAUCCACUGCCAUCAACUUCUCUGGGGAGGCCAGCUAUGCAUCAAAAGCUUGUAGUUCUGGCCCUAGUAGCUGUUCGACUGUGGCUCUGUGUGGACAGUUCUUUCCUUACUGGAUGGAGCUUCCCAGUACAAUAUCUGCAGCUAUCUGGUGUCCAAUCCAACAAACUGAUCUUCCUUCUCAACUUGCUUUUAGUGCAAUAGAGGAAAGGAUACUAUCACAAGAGGAGCACCUUAUUGUUCCCACUACUAUUAUGUCAGGCAGCAAUGAACAUCCUUUGAGUAUCAUGCUAACUAAUAAAAGCUGUUAUGAUGAAAGAAAGAAUUCAAACUGACUGUAUGUUCAUAAACUAAUGCUGAGCUGUAUACUAACAGAAGUGAGAUUGACAUUUUCUGGUCGUGUCAUAAAUACAAAUUCUCUAUAAUAUAUUUAACAACUUUUUUUUUUUUUCUGAUUGAGCAAUACUAAA